AUUAUUUACAGUCGAUUCUGACUUUACAGUAAUUAAUGUAUUGGUUUCAAUUUCCUUUGGUGUUAUUGAUCUAAUCGUGAGUAAUUCCGAUGUGCUGUAUUAACUUGGCCUCAAAGUAUAUAGUUCCAAGAUUUAAUCUUUUAUGAUACUUUGUUUGGCAGUUAAUCUAUUUAUACAACUCACAUAAUGGCCAGCUCUUCUCUUGACCCUCGUCACCCUGAUGUUCGUCUUAAAGCCUUAAAUGAUCUCAGUGGGAAAGUCUCUAUUGAUCGUAGUUUCCAAAUACGGUUAUAUUUCAACUCUGGAAAUGAAAUGCUUCGGAUGGGAAGGCUUUUCUUAAAGGAACGUAAUUACGAAAAAGUAUAUAUUUUGUACAUGAGAUAUGUGACUUUAUUUCUUGAAAAAAUUCGAGAACAUCCACAGUAUAAAGAAGCUGAUCCAGCUCAAAAAAGUGCAGUAAUUAAAACUUGCAAAGAUAUUUUCCCCGUUCUCGAAGAUUUGAAGAAUAAACUUAAAAGCAAAUAUGAAGAAGAAUACCUUGCUGUUCUCGAAAAAAGGGAGCAACAAAAGAAAGAAGAGGAAGAAGCUGAAGCUCGCCGGUCUGAAGGAAAACGGCUGGAAUUCCAAAAAUCAUUAGAAGAUCGGUUAGCUGAAAAGAUACAAUCCAAAUUGUCUGAAAUGGAAGAGAGACAAUCUCCUAAAGAUACUGAUAAAUCAAACCCAAUGUCAUUAAGGGUUUCCUCGUCACCAACUGCAACGCCAGCCACCACACCCGUAGAAAGAAAUAGUCAAUUUUCUCUGCCAGAAUCUUUUAAUGAACCAGGCAUUCCAAUGGUUGAUCGUUCCAAUAAACCUCAUGGUCUAUUUUCAUUGGAAAGAAAUGAAGGGUUCAAGAAAAUAAUUGUUCCAGGAGCAUUAACUUUGAGAUUUUUGGAGCUUGCAAAAUCUAAUACUGAAAGAAAUAUUGAAACCUGUGGUAUUCUUGCUGGUAGAAUCACUUCGAAUAAUUUCACCAUAACUCAUGUAUUAAUACCACCUCAAAGGGGAACCAGUGACUCAUGUUUAACCGAAGAUGAAGAGAAAUUAUUUCUUUAUCAAGAUGAACAUGAUCUAAUAACCCUAGGCUGGAUCCAUACACACCCAUCUCAAAGCUCUUUCAUGUCAUCAAUCGAUCUACAUACCCACUGUUCAUACCAAUUAAUGUUGCCUGAAGCAAUAGCAAUAGUAUGUGCACCUAAAUUUGGUGAAGUUGGUGUUUUUUCAUUGACCAAUGAUUAUGGAGUUGAUUUCAUUGCCCAGUGUAAAACUACUGGUUUUCAUCCACACCCAACUUCACCACCAAUUUAUGAAGAAAGUAAACAUGUUAUUUUUGAAGACAAAGCGGCAGUUAAGAUUGUUGACCUACGAUAUUAAUGAAUUGAUGAUUAAUUGAAUAUAAAAUUUCUUUAUAAUCAUAAUAUUCCUAUAAAUUGGCUUGCUAAUGAGCUUUAUGGAUACAUGGAACAUGAUUACUAUCAUGAUUAAUCUCUAUUUUAAUCUUUUGUUGUUUUUUUUGUUACAUCAGUCAAAUGAAUUAUAAUGCUCUUGCAAAUGAAAUUUUAUCCUUUAAUUUCGAACAUGAUAAAUCAAAAUAUCUUGAUUAUUUUAUUAAACCUAGUCUUGUGUAACUUCAAAUUUGAAAUUAAGGGAAAUAUUUCUCUAAUCAAAUGAUUAUUUAAUUGUGAGCAUCUUUGUAAAAAUCUUUAUUUAAAUGAAGUUUAUCCAAUGUUUCUUAUGCAAAUGAUUUAACUUGUUUAUCCAAGUCAACAAUUUAUCUGAUAAUAAUCUCUAAGAUCCCAUGAAAAUGUAUGAAAAUAAAUUUUAUU
Tetranychus urticae (two-spotted spider mite) is the source of this 1865-nucleotide messenger RNA. RefSeq names its product STAM-binding protein-like A. The record is from RefSeq and is a predicted model, not a curated record. Gene Ontology annotation, biological process: protein K63-linked deubiquitination. Lineage: Eukaryota; Metazoa; Arthropoda; Arachnida; Trombidiformes; Tetranychidae. Gene Ontology annotation, cellular component: membrane; endosome. Gene Ontology annotation, molecular function: K63-linked deubiquitinase activity; metal-dependent deubiquitinase activity; protein binding.